Messenger RNA from Melospiza georgiana, 462 nucleotides. RefSeq lists its product as uncharacterized. The transcript is spliced from 2 exons. The record is from RefSeq and is a predicted model, not a curated record. Bases 59 to 424 code for a protein of 121 amino acids. Lineage: Eukaryota; Metazoa; Chordata; Aves; Passeriformes; Passerellidae.
CACUGGAUUUCUGUGGUUUGUAAAUCCUAUUUUUCCUCAAGAGAUAAUAUUCAGCCUCAUGUUUCACCCCAAGCAGCUCGUACACCUCCUGGUCCUCCUAAUCCUGGUCCUGGGCCUGGUCCUGGUCCAGGGCCUGGGCCUGGGCCUGGGCCUGGGCCUGGGCCUGGUCCUGCUCCUGGUCCUGCUCCGGCUCCAGCUCCUGCUGCAGCUCAUAGACCUCCAGCUGCUCCUGGUCCUGCUCCAGUUCCUGCUCUCGUUGCUGCUCCUGGUCCUGGUCCUGGUCCGGGUCCUGGCCCUGGUCCUGCUGGUAAGUCUCUUCUUCAAGAGAGCAAUCACUGUAGUCACUGGGAUGUGGAUUCCUAGCCAGCAUCUCCCUUCACGCUGCACAGCUUCUGUAGGCAAAUACAGCAACACUUUAGUAUAACGGAAAUGGAGCAAUUCACCUAGUGCAAAGAGAAAUGG